ACCGAAAAAGAAUAGGGUGUGCGUAGCGUUCGCUCUCCCCUUUAAAACCUGUCUUACACACCUUUUUUACAGCUGAAAAAAAAAAAGAUGCAAGCUUCUCCACUUUAUGCUUCCAUUGGCGCUUUAAUUAUUGACGACAUUAAGUACCAAGAUGGCACUAAAGUAACGAAUGUUCUCGGCGGAGGAGGUGUAUUCGCAAUUUAUGGAAUGAGACUUUGGUUAGAUGGCCUUCAAACUAAAGAUGCCGGUUACAUUAUCCACACUGGAUUUGAUUAUCCUGAAGAAAUAGACAACAAAAUAAAAGCCCUGAAUAUCUCACUCAAUUGCAUUAAUCACCCAGAUAAACACACGACAAGAGGUUUAAAUACUUUUGGGGAAGAUGAUCACAGAGAUUUCGAAUACAUACAUCCUAUCAUAAGAACCACGACAUCUGACUUUAGUGAUGAUUGGAUUCAGUCUGUAAAGAUACUGCAUUUGAUUUCUUCGCACGAAAGAGCCAUUGAAAUAAUAGAUGAAUGGAAAGAGAGAGAGAUUUUGUUAAAUUGUGUGGAAAGGACACAAUUUUUAUGGGAGCCUUUGCCUUGGGCUUGUUUACCUGAGAAUUUAGAUAAAAUUUAUGACGCUACACAAAGAACAGAGAUCAUCACACCUAAUCAUGAAGAGAUAGCUGCUAUGCUUGGCUUGGACUUCAAAGUUGUAUUAGUAGAAAAUGGCAAUGAUCUAAAAAAGACGGUUGAAUAUUUGGGGAAUAUGUUCUUGGAUGGAUUAUCAUCUGCCCAAGAUAAAGUACUAGUGAUACGAGCCAGUAAGUAUGGCACGAUGAUUAUUACUUUGAAAUCUCGGGCUAUUCAUUGGGUACCGGCCUAUUGGAGCUGGUGGAGUUCGGAGGAACAGAAACAUGUUGUAGAUGUGACGGGUGCUGGUAAUGCUUUUUGUGGUGGCUAUGCGUAUGGAUGGGACCAAACACAGGGUGAUCCUGUUGAAUCUGCUUAUUAUGGUGCAGUUUCUGCUAGUUACGCAGUUGAGCAAAUGGGUAUGCCCUCUUACGAGACUGGGCACUGGAAUAAUGGUCCCGAUCCAGCCCAAAGAUUAUCUAUUUUAAGAACUAAAUCAUGUAAAUUUUAG
Mucor mucedo is the source of this 1125-nucleotide messenger RNA. Its product is annotated as Ribokinase-like protein. Bases 88 to 1125 code for a protein of 345 amino acids. The record is from RefSeq and is a predicted model, not a curated record. NCBI's taxonomy places the organism in Eukaryota, Fungi, Mucoromycota, Mucoromycetes, Mucorales, Mucoraceae. The transcript is spliced from 3 exons.